Abrus precatorius (Indian licorice) is the source of this 1663-nucleotide messenger RNA. RefSeq names its product protein ANTAGONIST OF LIKE HETEROCHROMATIN PROTEIN 1. The coding region runs from base 216 to 1403 and encodes 395 amino acids. The record is from RefSeq and is a predicted model, not a curated record. Gene Ontology annotation, cellular component: ESC/E(Z) complex; PRC1 complex. Lineage: Eukaryota; Viridiplantae; Streptophyta; Magnoliopsida; Fabales; Fabaceae. The transcript has 2 exons. Gene Ontology annotation, molecular function: chromatin binding.
UUUGGGCAGAUAGAUUAGCCGAGUUCUCAUUUUGGACUACUUUAGAAUCCUAAAACAAAAAGAGCAAAGACAAAGAUCGUGUGUUCCGAGUCACAUUCAACUUCACUUCAGUCACUGUACUCUUCUUCUGUCUCUCGGCAUUUUACUAGCGCCAGGUAAGCUAAGGUUAUUCUUCUGUCACUGGGAAGAGUGAAUUAUUGGUUCUGUUAUGCUCAAUGGCACCCUUUCAGAAAAAAUCAAAGAAAACCAAAAAGAAGACCAAAAAGUUCAAAAAACACAAACAGGUGAGUUUGGUCCCUGUUGAGCCCAGAACAAGUGAAACCGAUUGGUGGGACUCUUUCUGGCACAAGAAUUCUACUGCCCCAGGAUAUUCUGUACCUGGUGAUGAGGCAGAAGGGUUUAAGUAUUUCUUUAGGGUGUCAAAGACUACUUUUGAGUAUAUAUGUUCUCUUGUGAGGGAGGAUCUCAUAUCAAGGCCUCCAUCAGGGCUCAUCAACAUAGAGGGAAGGCUGCUUAGUGUUGAGAAGCAGGUUGCCAUUGCCCUAAGAAGGUUGGCAUCUGGUGAGUCUCAAGUCUCAGUUGGAGCUGCCUUUGGGGUUGGCCAGUCAACAGUGUCUCAGGUGACUUGGAGAUUCAUAGAAGCGCUGGAGGAACGUGCUAAACAUCAUCUCAAGUGGCCUGAUUUCGAUAGAAUGCGGGAAAUCAAGCUUGGUUUUGAAGCAUCCUAUGGGUUGCCUAAUUGCUGUGGAGCCAUUGAUGCAACGCACAUCAUGAUGACCCUUCCGGCUGUCCAAACCUCGGAUGAUUGGUGCGAUCAAGAAAAGAACUACAGCAUGUUGUUACAGGGAAUUGUUGAUCAUGAAAUGAGGUUUAUUGAUAUCAUGACAGGUUUGCCUGGGGGCAUGACAUUUUCCAGACUGUUGAAGUGUUCAGCGUUGUUCAAACUCUCGGAGAAUGGGGAGCGUUUAAAUGGAAAUGUAAAAACUUUAGGUGGAGAUGUUGUAAGAGAAUAUGUAGUUGGUGGGUACAGUUAUCCUCUUCUUCCAUGGCUUAUGACUCCUUAUGAAAAUAAUGCCACAUCAGUUUCGCAGUCUACUUUCAAUCACAAACAUGGAGCUGCAAGGCUCCUUGCUGUGAGGGCAUUCUCACUGUUAAAGGGAAGUUGGAGAAUCCUGAGUAAGGUUAUGUGGAGACCUGAUAAGAGGAAAUUGCCCAGUAUUAUCUUGACAUGUUGUCUGCUUCAUAAUAUAAUCAUUGACUUCGGAGACAUCUUACAUCAAAAUGUUGCCUUGUCUGGUCAUCAUGAUUCUGGAUAUCAAGAACAGUCUUGCAAGCAAGUUGAUCCUUCAGGGAGGACCAUGCGAGAGAAUUUGAUCAAGCAUUUACAACCGGAUUGCAAUUAGAUGUUCAAGGCACUUCUGAUGUCAUCUCUCUACGUCUGAUCUAGAAUUUGACUUUUGGCCUCGGCAUUUUGUUGUUAAACUUAGGAGUCUCAGUUUUUUUUUUCUUCUGUUUUUUUGGUUGAGGAUUGGGAUUUUAUCGCCAUUGUUUUUGUUGAAUAUUAAUUUUUUAUUAUUGGAAGAAAUGUUACUGAGCAUUUAGCUUUUGGCUUGUAGGAUAAUUUCUCAAUAAGCCAUUAUAUGACAGAAAUAUGAGUCUUAAU